Adineta ricciae is the source of this 1746-nucleotide messenger RNA. NCBI's taxonomy places the organism in Eukaryota, Metazoa, Rotifera, Eurotatoria, Adinetida, Adinetidae. The record is from the annotation of a GenBank genome assembly.
AUGUCAUCAGCCACAAACCUGGACGAAUACUGGACGGAUGUUAACGACGAUAUGCAAACUCGAAUUAUUCCAACGACCUACACGAACGAAAAAGGAAACCUAUGCCAGCGAAUGUUUGACUCGUUUAAACGAGCACCAUCUUCUACAAGUGCUUCGUACGAAAUGAAGGUAACAACUUCCGAAGAGGAUCACAACGAUGAAGUCAAACAAGAAAGCAAUGGUUUGCAACGAAAGUUAAAAAGUCGACAUUUGCAGAUGAUUGCCAUUGGUGGAUCCAUUGGUACUGGUCUGUUUGUUGGUUCAGGCUUAGCUCUAGCAUCCAGUGGUCCCGGUGCACUGAUUCUCGAUUUUUCUAUCAUCGGUGUCAUGCUCUUCAAUGUUUGUAUGGCACUUGGUGAACUCAGUGUUGUAUUUCCUGUUUCUGGCUCAUUUGCUGCACAUAGCUCUCGUUUUCUCGAUCCUGCCUGGGGUUUUGCUAUGGGAUGGAACUAUGCUAUUGGUUGGCUACUUAUCAUGCCACUCGAGCUAACAGCGGCUGGACUGGUUAUUAAUUAUUGGACGACUUCGAUUAAUAUUGCUGUAUGGAUCACUAUCUUCUUGAUUGCGCUUCUCAUUAUCAAUUUAUUCGGCGUACGCGGAUAUGGAGAGAUCGAAUUCGUCAUAUCCCUAAUCAAGGUGAUUGGUGUGGUUGGUUUUAUUAUUCUUGGUAUCGUUUUAGUCUUUGGUGGUGGUCCUAAACAUGAAUAUUUGGGAGGAAAAUAUUGGCGUGAUCCAGGUGCCUUUGCUAAUGGUUUCAAAGGUAUUUGUUCCACAUUCGUUGUUGCUGCGUUUGCCUUUUCCGGCACUGAACUCGUUGGUUUAGCUGCAGCUGAGGCAGAUAAUCCUAGAAAGACGAUUCCACAAGCAACAAAACAAGUCUUUUGGAGAAUUUUGAUUUUUUAUAUUGGAUCAUUAACGCUUAUUGGUUGUUUGAUACCUUAUACAUCUCCACGUCUGUUGAAUAAAUCUUCAGAUUACGAUGCUUCUGCGUCACCCUUCGUUAUUGCCAUCGAAGACGCAGGCAUCUCAGUUUUGCCUUCGAUAUUCAAUGCUCUGAUUCUUUGUGCCGUACUCUCUGUCGGUAACUCUUCAGUUUAUGGUGCAUCUCGGACGCUAUGUGCACUAGCUGAGAAUGGUCAAGCGCCGAAGAUAUUCACUUAUAUCGACCGUAAAGGUCGGCCACUCUCCGCUGUUGUCUUGUCGAUGCUUUUUGGGUUUGUCGCUUACAUCAACUGUGCGGAAGUUGGCUCAAAAGUAUUCCAUUGGCUGUUGGCUAUGGGGGGUUUAUCCUCGUUCUUCACAUGGGGUUCCAUCUGUGCCUGUCAUAUUAUGUUUCGACUGGCGUGGAAAGCACAAGGUCACACAUUGGACGAACUGGCCUUUUUGGCACCAUUUGGUGUCUGGGGCAGUAUAAUAGGUCUCGUACUUAAUAUUCUCUGUCUUGUUGCUCAAUUUUAUCUAGCUGUAUUUCCACUCGAUUCCAGUCCCAACGCAGAAGAAUUUUUCCAAGCAUAUAUUGCUGUACCAUUCAUUCUUGUUUUCUAUAUAGUAUGGAAAGUAUGGAAAAAAACUCCAUUUAUGCGACCUAGCACUAUCGACUUGGAUACGGGAAGACGGCAAAUUGACACUCAACAGCUCAUUGAUGAAGAAAGAGCCGAACGCAUGGCAUGGCCGCGAUGGAAAAGAAUAUAUGACACUCUAUGCUAA